AAUCUCGCAGUCGCGCGACUCGCCAGCCUGGCCCUGGUGCUUGUCCGGCGCAGCGAUGCAGAGCCGCCAAUCAAUCAAUUUUGAGCCGUCCUUGUCCAGGAGGCUCCUCAUAGUCCCACUCUUUGCCUGCUGCCCACCAUUUCGCAUCGCCCUUCUGUUCCCUCUUCACCAAGCUGAUCAUCAUGUCCAGCACGCCCACCGCCAGACCUGCUACUUCGGCAGCCCAGGGACCUCGAGCUGAUUUGGCGCCUAAAGUAUCUGCGGCGUCUGGCCAGCAUGGCACUCGCAAAGCCUACGUGCCCGCACACAUGCGUAGCUGCCCCGCAGCUGCGACUCCCGCACCUGCAACGCAGACGCCCGUCAUCUGCUACACGCACGGUCAAGUCCUCAUCAAUGGCCGCCACUCGAUCCGUGGUGGUGUGGGCGUCUGGUUUGAGCGCAGCCGCCACCAUCAUCUCAACGUCGCCGAGCCGCUACCCUCUAUGGUGCGCAAGGACCACAAGGGCGAGUCGGUCAAGAGGGCCGAGCUUUGGGCUAUCAUCCGGGCCCUCCAAUCCGCCCCGGCUGACCGAUCCCUCACGAUCAUUACGGACUCGUCCUACGCCGUACGAGCGAUCAACGACCUCGUGCCCUUGUGGGAGUCGCGACGCUGGCGCAAUUGCAAGCGUCAGCCUGUAGCCAAUGGCGAUCUCAUUCGUGAGGUACUGCAGGAGUGUGAUGCUCGCCGUCUGAGGGCGGGAUGCAAGAUCAAGAUUGAGCUGUUGAGCGAAGACGAUGUUGCGCUGGAUGGGUGGGAGGAAGCGAGGGAGUGAGUGCGCGAUUGCCUGCCAGAGGAUUGAAGAAUCGGCUGACAGCCUCUCCUCAUCGCGCCUUCCCUUCCUCUUCGUCGAUAGUCUGGCAUCCAAGGGAGGCGACAGACACUGUUGCUACAGAUGCUUUGAGUCGUCGAGGGGAAUUCCCCUCUCUGACUCCAUCACCGAUGCCACGAGCACCAUUUCUGCCUCGUCGUCCGAUUGAAGGUCUCUGUCGGGUCACUUUCCUCUUUCAAGUCGCGCUGGUCUCUAUGAUCAUGAUGUGU
This is a messenger RNA of Jaminaea rosea, 1078 nucleotides long. RefSeq names its product ribonuclease H-like protein. Gene Ontology annotation, molecular function: RNA-DNA hybrid ribonuclease activity; nucleic acid binding. The transcript has 2 exons. Gene Ontology annotation, biological process: DNA replication, removal of RNA primer. Lineage: Eukaryota; Fungi; Basidiomycota; Exobasidiomycetes; Microstromatales. The coding region runs from base 183 to 812 and encodes 209 amino acids. The record is from RefSeq and is a predicted model, not a curated record.